AUGACUAUCAAUAUAUCCAUCCCAGGGUAUGUGCUAAAUGCACUCAGAAAAUUGUAUCUGGGGCCUAUUCCUGUGAAAGCUGCAACUUUUGGCUCCAUCAAGACUAAACAACAAGAGCUUCCUGUUCAGAUAACACUCGCUCUCCACUCUGAACACUUCCUUGAUCUGUCUUUCCAUGUAUCGCAGGAUUUCAUAUGUGAUAAAUGUGUUUGCAUAGCUCGAGGUUUCAAAUACAGCUGCGAACAUUGCUCCUUCAAUCUUGAUUACUUUUGUGCUUUAAAAACUAAUGAAGAAGGCCGGUGGAGAUGCGUACAUAAAGAGCAAAGAAGCAUUAUUAAGCAUUUCAUCCACCAGCAUGGGCUGAGCCUCUUCAGCUAUAGGAAGAUAUCAAUAUUGAGCUACGUUUGCACUUGGUGUGAGGAGCCUUUAUCAGGCAGUUUAGCAAUCUUUCGGCCUAUUGCAAUGCUUGCAAAGGGGAACUUGAUCAGUAUCCGAAUCGACACUAUUGUUGUUAUGACUGCAACUUCUGGCUUCAUAUUGGCUAAAUCAACCAACUCUAUGCCGGGGUCUAUGAAUAUGGAAUUGGAGCAUGGGGCAACCUCCCUCAUGGUGGAUGGCAAAGUUUCGGUAGAGAAAGUGAUGGAACACGGUGAAUCAGAGCUUGGUGAAACAAUUGAUACUACUAUUUACAAGAGUCGAGAACUUAAAAUGCAAAUUCAGCAUUUCAACCAUCAUCAUCCUUUGAAUUUUCAUGAGGUACACAAGGAAGAUGAAAAUCUUGGCUGCAAGGCUUGCAAGCUGGAAAUUCAUGGUCCAGCCUAUAUCUGUAAAGAAUGUGGAUAUUACCUACACAAAGCAUGCACUGAAUUGCCCAAUGAGGUGCUACAUCCUCUUCAUCCCCAGCAUGCUCUAAACCUUCUUACUAGAUCUCCUAAUACCAGGCACUUUAUAUGUGAUGAAUGUGGGGACAUUUCAGAUGGUUUUCUUUACUUCUGCUGUGAGUGUCAUUUCAAGGUUGAUGUGAAAUGUGCAGGACUGAGUGCUCCUAGCAAUCAAGGCCAAAGGCAAAAAGAGAUGGCUAGAAAAACUAAGAUAUCUCAUUUCAGUCAUGAUCACAUGUUGGUACUUGGCAGUGCAAAGAAAGACUACCACUGUAGCUAUUGCCAACUAGAAAUCUUUGGUCUGGCUUACUGUUGCCUAGACUGCAAUGAUAUUUAUGUUCUUCAUGAAUCUUGUCUUGAAUUUCCUGAAAAGAUGCAACACCCCUUUCAUCCGCUACACCCGCUUAUGGCAAAAAUGUUCCUUACAGAAAGUUGCCAUGCCUGUGAUUUCCGAUUCGUUGGCAUUAGCUAUAGUUGUUUGGAGUGUGACUUACAUCUCCAUCCUACAUGCCUUAAUUCCAUGAGGCGGGCUCUAAAAUUUAACCUUCGAACAUGCAAACUUGAUUUUUUCUAUUUUGGGAUAGGUUGCCAAAUGCUCUUCAACGGAUAUGCAUGUCUUAGAUGUGAUGAAACCGGUGCUGGACCCUUCUGUUUCUGCAUUGAGGCUAAUAUAAGCCUUCAUUUGGAAUGUUUUCCAAUACCACAAAUGGUUAAAUCUACAUAUCAAAGUCAUCCACUUGUUCUUAAGAAUUCAUUUGUUGAGGAUGAUACAAGAGAGUAUUAUUGUGACAUUUGUGAAGAAGAAAGAUUUGCAAAAUAUCAUAUCUAUUAUUGUGAAGAAUGUCAGGACAUGUUCGUUACUCACUUAGAAUGCGUGCUUUUUGAGGUGGAAGAAGUAUUAUCAUGGCCAGUUCCACGAAUAAGGAACAAAUCCGUUGAGUUGGAGGAAGAAAUAGAAGAUCGUCUAAGAGAUUUUGAUCUUCUCUGA
This is a messenger RNA of Theobroma cacao (cacao), 1869 nucleotides long. RefSeq lists its product as uncharacterized. The record is from RefSeq and is a predicted model, not a curated record. Lineage: Eukaryota; Viridiplantae; Streptophyta; Magnoliopsida; Malvales; Malvaceae.